This is a messenger RNA of Trachemys scripta elegans, 756 nucleotides long. Its product is annotated as HEPACAM family member 2-like. Bases 34 to 756 code for a protein of 240 amino acids. The record is from RefSeq and is a predicted model, not a curated record. Lineage: Eukaryota; Metazoa; Chordata; Testudines; Emydidae. The transcript has 3 exons.
GCUCUAGAUCUUCUGUAACUUUCCAGCUAGAACAUGCCCUGGGAAACUCGGCAUGAAAUCCUGUUUGCUCUUCUGCUCUAUCUUGCUUGCCUUCUACCUGAGGUCAUGAUGGACCAAAAGACUAAGGAAGACUAUUGUCGUUUCAACACCACAGUACUGCUGAUGGGGACCAAUCUGAAUGCUUCUUCGAUCUUUAAUGUGGAGUGGCAUGCACAGCUAAAUGGGAGAGAAAAGGUCUCCAUCCUAACAUACUCACCCGGCUCCAACAACAUCUAUAUUAAUGAAAGUUACAGGAAGAGAGUUGUCUUUUCUCAUAUGAACUUUUCCUUGACGAUACAUUAUGUGACUUUCAGCGACGAAGGAGUCUAUACGCUGACCAUCCAGCUGCUUAACAGUCAGCAACAGAUUGGCAGGACAAAAGUCACAGUGAUCAUACCUGUAUCGAACGUGCACAUCACCAGUGAGACAUCUGUUCCUCAUCAGGGGAAAAACAUCACCUUGAAUUGCCUGGGAAUGGCAGGAAAUGCCAUGUCCUACUCCUGGCAGAAAUGCAACCAGCCUUUGCCAAUUGGAAACCGCACCAUCCUGUCUAAGGACAACGCAUCCCUGACCUUCAUUAACAUACAGCAAUCUGACAUUGGGAACUACAGAUGUGUGGCCCAGAAUGCUCUCAGCUCUGGGCAUAAAGACUUCAUCCUGCAGCUUUGUGCUGAGACUGGUAAGAUGGAAACUCAUUAUGAAUUAUUGUUAUCAUAA